AUGUCGCCCCCGAGCAGCCGCCCACAGUCGGUGCAGCAGUUGCAGCAGCAGAUUGCAGAAGCAAGGGCUGUUGCUGCUCGUAUUAGUCUUUCUAUGCGAAUGCAGGUGUUAAAGGCAUUUAGAGAAGGUCUUGUACAUCAAGAAGAAAAAAUAUUAGAGGCGAAUAGGGCUGAUUUAGAGGAAGCUAAAAACAAUGCGUCUAUCUCUCCUUCUCUUCUUAAGAGAUUAUCUUUAGAUGGGGAUAAAAUAAAGAAAUUAGUUUCUUCUAUUGAUGCAAUUAUUGCUGCACCUAACCCUAUAGGCAAAUGUACACUUGCAACAGAGCUUACCCCAGGUCGUCCUGAGGCUUUUAUUCAGAUUGCUGCUUUAGGCAUUAAAUCAGGAAAUGUAUGUCAGCAGCAGCAGCAGCAGCAGCAGCAGCAGCAAGAGGAGCAGCAACAGCAGCAGCAACAACAGCAGCAGGCGGAGGACUUUCGCCGCAAUGUGCAGGCAGAAGAACGAUAUACCCACUACCAGUGUAUUAAAUAA
This is a messenger RNA of Eimeria maxima, 528 nucleotides long. Its product is annotated as gamma-glutamyl phosphate reductase, putative. Gene Ontology annotation, molecular function: glutamate-5-semialdehyde dehydrogenase (NADP+) activity. Bases 1 to 528 code for a protein of 175 amino acids. Lineage: Eukaryota; Apicomplexa; Conoidasida; Eucoccidiorida; Eimeriidae. The transcript has 3 exons. The record is from RefSeq and is a predicted model, not a curated record.